AUGUCUUGAAAUAAACCUAAUAAGAUAUCACAUGACUAUAUUUUUAUUUAGCAAAUUAUCAAACCUAGUUAAAGUGGAGCAUAUAAAUAGUAUAAAGGUCAAACUGCUGAUAGUUAAAAGAAAAAAAAAGUACAAAUUAUAAAAAGUUGAUAUUAAAAAAUUAAAUUAAUUACUGAGAGGAAUCCAGGAGAAAGAAAAUGAAAACAAAUACAAGCCACAAGAUAGAAAACUUAUUAUCCAAGAGAAGAGAAAAAAGACCACACUAGAAAGUGAGGUGUAAGGAAAAAGUAAGAGAUAUUAUUCAACAAUGUCUUCUUCUACCUCAUUUUCUUCUCCAGAUACACUUGCUAAUCGUACCAAUGUCUUUGAUAAUGGAAGUUAUCCCACUGCCCUUCUUAGAAUCAAAGCAGAAAGCCAUUUCAACAACACUAAGACAAUCCCGCCACCGAAGCCGUUGUUGAUCGGAACUCCGUCGUGUUUAAAGGGUGGCGAGUUCCCGGUGUUGCUGAUGCUUCAUGGAUAUGUUUUAUACAACGAUUUCUACUCACAGCUCAUUCAUCAUGUUGCUUCUCAUGGCUUUGUGGUUAUUGCUCCACAGCUAUACUCCGUUGCUGGACCAGAUUCAAGAGAUGAAAUAGAAGCCACAGCUGCUGUUAUAAACUGGUUAUCAGAAGGCUUAAAAGACGUACUUCCAUCGAAUGUACAACCAAACUUACACAAGCUAGCACUUUCUGGCCAUAGUCGCGGAGGCAAGGUAGCAUUUGCACUAGCAUUAAACAAAAUAACAGCAUCUCCUCUCAAAAUAUCAGCUUUGAUUGGCAUAGACCCAGUUGAUGGGAUGGGAAAAGGAAACCAAACACCGCCUCCAGUUUUAACAUACGUACCACAAUCUUUUGACCUUAAUGGAAUGCCUGUGCUUGUGAUUGGUUCGGGUUUUGGUGAAAUCAAGAAGAACCCUUUGUUCCCUCCUUGUGCUCCGAAAGGAGUAAACCAUGAGAAUUUUUUCGAGGAAUGUCAAAGUCCUGCUUGGUAUUUUCUUGUGAAAGACUAUGGUCAUCUCGACGUGCUAGAUGAUGAUACUAAGGGAGUCAGGGGAAUUACUACUUAUUGCUUGUGUAAAAACGGGAAAUGUAGAGAGCCUAUGAGAAAGUUUGUUGGAGGGGUGAUUGUUGCCUUUUUAGAUGCUUACAUACAAGGAGAUGAUACCAAGCUUAAUUCUAUUAGAGACCACGAUGAAACUGUCCCUGUGGUUUUUGACAAGGUUGAUGUUCGUAAUUUUUAAGCCCGUGUGAUGUAUGGAUUGUAUAAUACUCGUAUUAUAUUGUUUAUGAAUUAGCUUGUAAGAUAUUUUAUAUCUUUAGAUAUCCUUUAUUUGCUUUGGUGUAAAUAGAAUACAGACUAAGAGGGCGUUUGGUUAGUGUUUGGAUUGAAAACGAGUUCGAUUAUAUCGAUAC
Chenopodium quinoa (quinoa) is the source of this 1454-nucleotide messenger RNA. RefSeq names its product chlorophyllase-2, chloroplastic-like. The transcript is spliced from 2 exons. Lineage: Eukaryota; Viridiplantae; Streptophyta; Magnoliopsida; Caryophyllales; Amaranthaceae. The coding region runs from base 308 to 1282 and encodes 324 amino acids. Gene Ontology annotation, molecular function: chlorophyllase activity. Gene Ontology annotation, biological process: chlorophyll catabolic process. The record is from RefSeq and is a predicted model, not a curated record.